AUGAGCGCAAUCACAGCUCAGGUCCACAUCGAUACCUCCACCAGCUCCUCAAAGGCACUACCCACCACACCCAUCCCGCUCACCAACCCCACCUCCAACACCCUCACACCAAGCACGGAGCUUCGCAUCCCUCUCGCUCCCUCAGCAAACAACAAACCACAACAGCUAUCCGAUCUGGCAGAUGCAAUGGACACUACAAGGGCGAGCUUGAACCAGGUUUUGACGGCAUGGAAGGACUGGGCCGGUAAGGAAGAUGCCAGCCGAACGAACGAAGAGGAGGACGGAGAGGAGGAUGAGGACGAGGAGGAGUAG
Molecule: messenger RNA, 312 nt
Organism: Kalmanozyma brasiliensis GHG001
Lineage: Eukaryota; Fungi; Basidiomycota; Ustilaginomycetes; Ustilaginales
Exons: 1
Coding region: 1-312 (103 amino acids)
Source: RefSeq, a predicted model, not a curated record